Messenger RNA from Pisolithus orientalis, 1134 nucleotides. RefSeq lists its product as uncharacterized. Lineage: Eukaryota; Fungi; Basidiomycota; Agaricomycetes; Boletales; Pisolithaceae. Bases 1 to 1134 code for a protein of 377 amino acids. The transcript is spliced from 7 exons. The record is from RefSeq and is a predicted model, not a curated record.
AUGUCCACAACACCUUUGGGAUCCCACAAGGGUGCAGAAGAUGCUAGCCUGGGAGGAUUAGUGUUAUUCUGUCUGGCAUGUCCCCAACCUGGCAUCAACAUUCCUGAAGAAGGUGUGGAUUAUUCACAUUGGACUCUGUCAAGAAGCUUGGUCAUGGAUGGAAAUUUCAAGGCAGAGCACAUGCAUCCAAAGGACAGUGGCAGUGAAGCACAUGUUAAUCAUGCAAAUGCCAACUGGCAACAGCUUGCAUCAACUGGAAUAGGGGGAAAUGCCUGUGUGUGGCAUGGCUGCUUUGUGCCACAUUCCAUGGUCAACUUCCAAAAGGGUGAACAGCAGGUUGACAUGGACUAUGCACUUGCCCAUGCUGUGUGGCAUGGAACAGUCCAUGGCCAGCAGGUGAUACAUUUCUAUGAUAUUAACUGCCAGUAUAGCAAAGGGCUAGCACAACAGGCUAUAGCAUUGGCAUUGAAGCAGAAACUCAAGGUUGCCAAGGAGUCUUAUUCCAUGGCUGUGGGGAGGUUUGCUGAUUUGAAUGGUAAUGUGCCACUGGCAAUCAGCCAAUCAUGGGCAGAAGAGGUGGAAGUGGCAUUACAAAACAGAUUGUUGAGGCCUCAGGCCAUGGAUAUAGAUGAGGUCCAGCUCCAAGAAGAAUUUGUACUGAGCUGCAAUGAAGCUCCCUCUGCAAAGGCCAUUGAGAUAGAUUUGCUUUCCAUCCCCCAGCCAGGACAGUCAGAGGGUAUGGCAACCUGGAUUGCCAAGGCAUUGAAGAUAGAAGAAGCACAAAUCCAACUUUCAGUGGUGUCCUGGCACAUCACCAGCAGCACAAUGGACGCUCAAAUUCUUACCAUUGCACAUUGCCAAGAUCAGCUUCAGUCACAUAUCUACAGCAUUUUAGACACUGCUGAAAGACUGUUUGGAGACAGAUUUGAUGAUGCUGAGCUGUUCCAUUCAUCUCAGCCAUGCAAGGUGGAAAAUAUUCAAUUACCACUGCCAUCCAAUGUUGGCAUGGAUCAUUUUGACCAAGCUGGCCUGGGAUAUGUGACAGGAAUGGAGCUGCAACUGAGGCAAGGACAGGCCAAUGAUUGUCUUCAUGAACUGUGGCUUGUGCUCACAGAGAAGGCAGUCAUCUUUUGA